AUGGCCAAGAUACUUCAGACAUGCAAAUUGAUUAUCUGGGAUAAAUGUACAAUUACCCACAAGAGGUCACUGAAAGCACUGGACAGAACAUUGAAAGAUUUACGUGACAAUCAAAAUAUUUUUGGUGGAGCAAUGAUUUUGUUGUCAGGUGAUUUUCGCCAAACUCUUCCAGUUAUACCACAAUCAAGUGUUGCUGAGGAACUGAACGCAAGCUUAAAAUCAUCAAAUCUGUGGCGUCAUGUUAAGAAACUCCAGUUAACAACAAACAUGCGAGUGGUUUUGCAACAAGAUGAAACAGCGAAAGUGUUUUCAAAGCAGUUACUAAAUAUUGGAAAUGCGGGGGCUUACGCUAAAGAUAGCGACAAUACGUCUGAAGAAGAAGCUUUGAGGAAAAGUUGCCGGCUUAAAAAACCCAAAAUUUUAGACCUAAAUGUUGAAGAUAAUUUUUCUCAUGAAGCAUUAAUCGAAUUCGACUCUCCAAGGUGUUACACUAGCGGCUUAGCACCCUUAUGUGAUACGCCUUCAAAUGUGGGAGAUAAUUUGAGCCCUCUUCUCAUGAUUCCACAGUCACAUCAGUUCCAUAAUUUAAUUAAGUUAAGUUUAAUUAAUGGUGGAGGCCAUAAUAUAAAUAUCAAAUUUGAUUAUUUAAUAAAGGAAAUUGCUUCGAUGAACGUUAAGCUGGAGCAGUUUACGGAAAACGCUAAUAAAACUUCAGCACAAAUUUUAGACAAUAACAACAUGUUCAAAGCAUUGUUUCCUUUAAACACACAAGAAUAA
Molecule: messenger RNA, 777 nt
Organism: Ctenocephalides felis (cat flea)
Lineage: Eukaryota; Metazoa; Arthropoda; Insecta; Siphonaptera; Pulicidae
Exons: 4
Coding region: 1-777 (258 amino acids)
Biological process (GO): DNA repair; telomere maintenance
Molecular function (GO): DNA helicase activity
Source: RefSeq, a predicted model, not a curated record